AUGCCGCACCCCACACAUCGCCGUUCAAGCACUUCUCUUGUAGGUCCGCGGCGGCCCAGCCUGUUGGCUCACGGCAGCGUCGAUAUCUCGGAGCUCAAUCUGCUCAAAGAGGAAACCCAUACCGGAGAUCACUUUCUAACCCCAGCACAACUGGAAACUGUUUACCGUACCAACAUCCAGUCUGGGCUUAGUGAAAACUUCGCUAGGGAACUUCUAGAAAAUUAUGGUCCAAAUGCCCUUAAAGAACUUCGAGGCAACAGUUACUGGAAAAUAUUCAAACAUAACCUAUUCGGUUGGUUUCAGUGUGUAUUGUGGGUCGGUGCGAUACUCAAUUUCAUAGCAUAUUUUUGCGCUAAUAAAAUUGAUACAGGUGCAGAGGGAGGGGGAGGCCAUUCAGAUAAAGAAUACCUCUACUUGGGAUGUGUCAUUACAGCUACUAUACUGGGCACUGGACUGUUUGGAUUUUAUCAAGAAGCUAAGAAUAUAGCAGUCAUGAGCGGAUUCGAAAAGUUAGUGCCGCCUAAUGCAAUCGUUAUACGCGAAGGUGUCAAGCAAAUAAUACCCAAUAGUGAAGUUGUACUAGGUGAUAUAGUAGAGAUGACGGGAGGUGAAGUAGUGCCAGCUGAUGUACGCAUAUUGUCUUGUAGUAACUUCAAAACGGAUAUGUCCUCGUUGACUGGAGAAUCAGAACCCGUGCAACACAAACCGGAAUGUACUCAUGCAAAUCCUCUAGAAUCCAAAAAUAUGGUGUAUUUUGGAUGUCCCAUAGUUGAGGGUGCUGCUAAAGGAGUGGUAGUUGCUAUAGGGGAGAUGACUCAAAUAGGAAAAAUAGCUGGACUUGUAACUGGUUUAGAGAAAGAAGAAACUCCUAUCGCCAAAGAAAUAACACAUUUCAUUAAGCUGAUAUGUGGGGUGGCCUUCGUAUUUGGUAUAAUAUUUUUCUUAAUGGUAUAUUUUAUUCAAAAAAGUUGGUUAUCAGCUUUACAAUAUAUGCUCGGUAUAAUUCUCGCUAAUGUACCUGAAGGUUUGAUUGUCACAUUAACAGUUUGCAUGACACUAUCUGCUAAACAAUUGAAAAAGAAGAAUUGUUUAGCCAAAACAUUACAAGCAGUUGAGACUUUAGGAUCAACUUCGUGUAUAUGUUCUGAUAAAACAGGAACACUGACAGAGAAUCAAAUGAACGUGUCCCACCUUUUCUGUGACUUCAAAAUUUAUGAUAACAAUGAUCAUAGUCACGUAUCUGAUCCCUCCUAUUCAUGCUUAUGCUUAGCAGCCUCUCUGAAUCUGAAAGCUGUAUUUGUACAGGAUAGUAUGAAUUUAGCUGUUGACAAACGGAAAGUAUUAGGCGACGCAUCAGAAUCAGCUAUAUUAAGAUAUAUGGAGAUUAAUCGAUCAGCAACUCGAACUCGUGAAGAGAAUCCUAAAGUUGCUGAGAUACCUUUUAGUUCUGCGUACAAAUAUCAAAUAACUAUCCAUCUUAUGCAAGUUACACAAAGUUAUUAUAUAAUUAUGAAAGGUGCACCAGAAAUUAUAAUAGAAUAUUGCGUUCGAGUUCAUACUGAUGAGGGAGAGCAACCGCUGACACCUCAGCUUAAAAAAGAAUUAAAAGCCAAUUUUAUUAAACUUGCGAACAUGGGCGAAAGAGUAAUAGGUUACUGUGAUCUGAAAUUGCCAUUAAAUGAAUACCCUAUUGGAUACAAAUUUGAUACUCACCAGAAAAAUUUUCCUCUAGAAGAGCUUGCCUUUGUUGGCGCGAUUUCCAUGAUAGACCCUCCGAGACAAGAUAUUGAAAAGUCCAUAGCGCUUUGCAGGCAAGCAGGUAUUAAGGUGAUAAUGGUCACAGGUGAUCAUCCUGUUACAGCAUUAGCUAUAUCUCGCAAGUGUGGUACAAUAACACAGCCAACAGCAUAUGAUUAUGCUUUUGAACAUCACAUAGAGCUAGCUGAUGUGCCACCUCAUAUCAAAAAUCAAUUUAAAGCGACUGUUAUAACCGGAGAUGAACUCCGCAAAAUGAGUGUAAACGAUCUUAAAGCGGCACAAACUAAAUAUACAGAAAUCACUUUUGCGAGAACUAGUCCUCAACAGAAACUGUUCAUAGUUGAAACUUAUCAGUCUUUAAAACACGUGGUCGCGGUUACCGGAGAUGGUGUUAAUGAUUCACCCGCUUUGAAGAAAGCAGAUAUUGGUAUUGCUAUGGGUAUAAAUGGAACGGAAGUGUCCAAGCAAGCUGCUGAUAUGAUUCUUCUCGAUGAUAAUUUUGCAUCUAUAGUCUUAGGCAUUAAAGAAGGCCGUAGAAUCUUUGACAACUUGAAGAAAACAAUUGCUUACACUCUUACCUCAAAUACGCCUGAAAUGAUGCCCUUUGUACUCUACGCUUGCUUGGGCAUGCCUUUACCGUUAACAUUAAUGUUGAUUCUGGUGAUAAAUGUUGGUACAGAUUUAUUACCCGCAAUGAGUCUUGCCUAUGAGGACCCAGAAGAAGACAUUAUGUCGAUACCACCACGAAAAUCGGCUGAUCAUCUAGUUAAUAGAGUACUUAUUUUCAUGGCAUACUUUCAAAUUGGAUUAAUUCAAUUUUUUGCUGGGAUGUACGCUUAUUUCAUAGUGUACGCACAGGAUGGUUUUUAUCCUUCCAGCUUGAUAUUUAUUCGUAGUGAAUGGGAAUCUAGGGCAAAUGUCGUCAAGGAUACGCUUGGACGACCGUGGUACUAUGAGGACAGAAAACGAAUAGAAAAGAAGGCGCAGACUGCUUAUUUCGUGUCUGUGUGUUGGACUCAAAUAUCGGAUGUUAUAAUUUGUAAGACGAGACGAAUAUCACUUCUGAAGAAGGGUAUGCGGAAUCAUGUAUUGAACGUAAGUAUCGUGGUAGAUUUGAUAGCUGCUGUGAUCGCAACUUAUUUGCCUAUAUGCCAUGAAGUAUUCAAUACGGAGCCAUUAUCAUGGUAUGACUUCUUCCUUGCUGUUCCAUUUAUGUUUCUCAUGGUAAUUGGCGACGAGAUGAGGCGUCACUUGAUUAGAAAUAAUAUUUCUAAGUGGGUUGAGCAGGAAACUUAUUAUUAAAUGAUAGUUGUUAGAUAAGUUUGUCAAUUACA
Messenger RNA from Achroia grisella, 3092 nucleotides. RefSeq names its product sodium/potassium-transporting ATPase subunit alpha-2-like. The record is from RefSeq and is a predicted model, not a curated record. Gene Ontology annotation, biological process: sodium ion export across plasma membrane; potassium ion import across plasma membrane; intracellular potassium ion homeostasis. Gene Ontology annotation, molecular function: ATP binding; ATP hydrolysis activity; P-type sodium:potassium-exchanging transporter activity. The coding region runs from base 1 to 3060 and encodes 1019 amino acids. NCBI's taxonomy places the organism in Eukaryota, Metazoa, Arthropoda, Insecta, Lepidoptera, Pyralidae. The transcript has a single exon. Gene Ontology annotation, cellular component: membrane.